AUGCUGAGUACAUUGAGGAAAAUAGUGGAAAAGCAUGAAGCAAAUUUUAACCCAAAUGACAUCAGGAACGUCAUCGACAGUUAUAUAAAAGAAAGGAAAGACAGAAAAGCCAAGAGUGAUCCAACCGCUAAAUUCUUCACCAAUGAAUCUCUUGUAUCAUCACUGGUUCAAUUCGUUGGUGACGGUGCUCUUACUGUCUCUAUCUUCAUCGGAGGUUUCUUGCAAAGCCUUGUACAGAAUCCAGAAUGCCAAGAAAAAAUGUAUCAGGAGAUAGCUGAAGUGUUGGGCACAGAAAGACUUCCAAUUAUGGAUGACAAAAGCAGUCUUCCGUACGUUAAUGCUUUUUUGCAAGAAGUUAUUAGAUGCUCUGAAUUUUUUCCUAUGUUUCCCAGCUUACAAUGCACAAAGGAAACAACGGUCAUGGGAUAUAGAAUACCCAAAGGAGCCAUAACUAUUCUCAACUCCUGGUCUGCAAACCAUGAUCCACUAGUCUACGAUGAUCCAUAUAAAUUCGACCCUUCAAGAUUUAUCACUCGCCCUGGGAAGCAAAGAUCAGAAACGCCAAUCAUUUUUGGAAUUGGAAAGCGAUCCUGUGCAGGUGAGGCGUUUACAAUGAUGCAGGCGUUUUUGUUUUUAACAGCAACGGUACAAAACUUUAAGGUUUGCCCGGCAGAAGGAUCGGCAACUAAAGCAUCAAUAUUUUAUGAGCCUGAAGACAUGAAACUAAUACUGAAGCCCAGACAUCUAAAGUAACAUUGAGAGCUCUAACUGGAAAUGAAAGUUAGCUCGUCACCGAACAAAGUGUAGAAAACUUCCUUGGAGCAUCUUGAUGACCAUUGAAUCAAUUGCCUAUUUUCAAUCACUAAAUGUAAUACAAUAGUCCAGUAAGUCCGAGGUAAAGCUUGACCACGAAAAGAAGCGGAUGACCUUGAAGCGAAACAUCAUUUGUAUCAUUUGUAAUAGGUAGAAUCUGCCAGAAAGCACCCGCCUUCUGUUCGUGGUCAAGCUAUAAUCGUGGCUUGAGCUACCUCGGAUUAUUGAAAAAUUUGGUUAUCCGGAAAAUUCUUCCAGAUUAAAAUGUUACAGCUUUUAACUGACAUAAGGAGAAGCACCUUUUACUUCCUUUUACAAGGAACAGCAAGUUUUAUAUUCGUGAAAAAUGUAUUAUUGGAAUUUGAACAUAAAUUUCGCUUUCAAUUA
Messenger RNA from Uloborus diversus, 1200 nucleotides. Its product is annotated as cytochrome P450 1A1-like. The record is from RefSeq and is a predicted model, not a curated record. The transcript has 4 exons. Bases 1 to 753 code for a protein of 250 amino acids. Gene Ontology annotation, molecular function: monooxygenase activity; heme binding; iron ion binding. Lineage: Eukaryota; Metazoa; Arthropoda; Arachnida; Araneae; Uloboridae.